This is a messenger RNA of Eimeria necatrix, 1301 nucleotides long. RefSeq names its product OSJNBb0014D23.8 protein, related. The annotation marks the transcript as partial. The record is from RefSeq and is a predicted model, not a curated record. The transcript has 2 exons. Lineage: Eukaryota; Apicomplexa; Conoidasida; Eucoccidiorida; Eimeriidae.
GGGGCGAGCGUAAGAUGCGCAUGGUUGUCAAUUAUCGGGAGCUGAACGCCCUUACGAUUGCGCCUGACUUUCCCCUACCACCUAUUCAAACGAUUCUUGAGGUGCUGGGGGGGGCCCGAUACUUUUCCACCCUCGAUCUCGAGUCAGGAUUUCACCAGAUAAGGAUGGCCAAGGAGGACAGGUGGAAGACAGCUUUCCGUUCUGUUAUGGGGUUAUUCGAGUAUAAGGUCAUGCCUUUUGGCCUCAAGGGCGCGCCUGCUACCUUUCGGGCCAAUAUCAAUGCCUACCUACAGCCUUUAUUAGGUCAGGGAGUCAUCGCGUACCUCGACGAUGUCCUCAUUUACAGCCCCGACCUUCCCAGUCACGUUGCCCUCCUCCAACAGUGGACAGACGCACACACUCAGGCGGUACGCCACCUCAAGCAGCGUUUGAUUGAUUACACCACCCUACAGAUUCCUGAUACCACGAAACCCUUUGAGCUCUACACGGACGCCUCUGGCUUUGCCGUUGGCGCGGUCCUCCAACAGGCCGGUCAGCCAAUAGGGUUCCUCAGUCAGGCCAUGACCCCCGCGCAGCAGAAAUACUCGAUCUAUGACCAGGAGCUUUUGGCCUUAGUGUCUGCACUCGACAAGUGGGCACACUUACUGAGACCUACCAAGGUCACGGCCCACACCGACCACCAAGCCCUUACAUACUUACAGCAGCUCAAGGCGUCGAAACCUCUCCGCGGCCGCACCGCUCGGUGGCUAGAUUUUCUGGCUGAGUUCCCCGAUCUCACUAUUACAUACCUGCCGGGUGCACGUAAUCAAGUGGCGGACGCACUGUCUCGUCUCCCUUGUCACUCAGCCCCCUGCCCUUCACCCUGCCCAAUCGACCCCCCUGAGACCCAUUCUGGGUCUCUUGCAGUUCUCGGGCCCGGGACGGACCCGCCCGAACCAUCGCACAGGACCCGGGGAACACAUCCUGACUAUCGCGAACUGGCCGGCCUCCGCCGACGUUCCCCUCGGAAACGCACCCCCUCACCCCCGGUUCCACCCCCGACCACUACGCUCGACCCUGCUCCCGAAUCUCCCACGCCGGCAGACCCAAGACCUACGCCCAGUUCUCCCGUCCUCGACUGGCCGGCAGCGUAUUCUAAGUGCCCGGUAUUCAGCGCGCCUUAUAACACUGCCUCUACCAAGCAGGGUGAAGUUGUUCAACUGGAGUUCCAACAUCGUCGUCACACCUUCCGUUUUGUCCUGCCCUAUUUACAUAUAUGCGUUAAUGGUCUUUGGCUUAUCUGCGUGCCGCAGUUUCCAUAG